AUUCGUAAACAAGUGUAAAUUUGCACACGAUUCACUACGCACCACCAUUAUGAAUUGAUGUAGCCAAAAUAUAUAAUACUGCUACUACCAGACCCGUAUAAUAUUAUUGCUUCGAUCGAAUUGAGAAAUAUAUCGUUUAUAAUGGACAUAAGCAGUUUGAUUCUUCUAUAACCCAACCAUGGCUGAAGCAUUAAAGACUGUCAUCUCCCAGAGUACAGAGUGUCCAGUGUGUCUUUCUACAUUUACUGAUCCCAAGAUCCUGUCUUGUUCUCACACUUUCUGCAAGACUUGCCUGGACAACCUCUUAGAGUGUCACGGUAACUGCCAGAUCCGAUGCCCUGUCUGCAGAGCUGUGACCCAGGUCCCAAACCAAGAUGUCGGCAAACUACAGGUAAAUCUUGCUUUGAAGAGUCUGAUAGAGGAUAUGGAGGGCCAUCCUCAGAUUUGCACAAAUUGUAAAUCAAAUGACAAAUCCCAUGCUGCUGUCUACUGCCAAGACUGUGGCAACUAUCUCUGCAUCUCUUGUCUUAAUACGCACUCUCAAUGGAAAGGCUUUAUCGAUCAUGAAGUCAUUGCCAUGAGUGAGAUCUCAUCAGGGAAGGUUUCAGUCCGUAAAUACCGGAAAUGCAGGAAACAUCCAAAAGAAGACGAGGGUUGCUUCUGUUCCAGCUGCAGGAGAUUCACAUGCUUCAGGUGUGUUGUUAUGGAACAUACGGGGGAAGGACACAAGGUCAUCGAGGGAACAGCUUACGAGGACAAACACACGAAGGGUAUGGAAGAACUUAAAUCAAAGGUGGACAAGAAACAAUCAUGCUUUCAGAAGUACAUUGAUUUUAUAGAUGAACAGACUAAAAGUGUUGACAAUGCCAAGAAACAGUGUACAAGUGACAUUAAUAAAGCAUAUGAUGAUGCAGUCCGGCAGUUGACAGUAAAGAGGGAAAGUCUAGUAAGAGAAGUCAAGGAAACGACCGAAGGAGUAAAGAAAGAACUGGAAAGUAUGAAGACCACGGCCCAGAAGCACAUCAAUCGGUUGGCGACCAUGGCUGAAAUGGUAACUAAGAAAAUAAAGAUUCCAUUAGAUAUGGAUACUUUGGCUGCACACGACACUCUGUGUGAAGAGUUACGAGAGGUCUUUGAUCAAAAGGAUCCUGACUACGAGCAGCCGAAGAAAUCGGGCAUAAAGGGGAAAAGUGUCAAGUUCAAGAGAAAUGUUGGAGUGGAUAAGCUAGGCCUUGGGAAGAUUGUGAAUAUAGUUGAAAGAAACGUCGCCUUACCCACUAAUAAAACAUUUAAUGAAAAGGACGUUUGUUUGCCUAUGUAUAAUAUUGAUAAUGUAAAGAAGGUUGCUUUGCCAGCUCAAGAUAUGAAUACCAUGGUUGGUACACCAGACGGUAGGAUGGCCGUAGGAUGUGAUACAGGUGGCAUGAAAAUCUUCUCCACUGAUGGUCAGCUUCAGGAGACAGUUCUGAAGGAUGUUAAGAUUAAUACGGUAGGGUUCCUCUCUGAUGGUCGAUGUGUUGUGAUGGAUACUUCACACAACAUCACACUGUACACACCAGAGUACACACAAUUGAAUGUAAUGUUUAAGACUCUAAGUAAAGAUGGAGGUGGGUUUUCUGAUCUCACUGUUGAUGCUGAUGAUGUGAUCUAUGUGAGCUACCUGAAUGCCGAGAAGAUCCAGGUAUUUUCAACAGCAGGUGGGCAAGCAGUCAGGGAGAUACCAUGCAACGGGUAUGUACCAUAUCAAAUCACUAGUUACCAUGGUUCUCUGAUCAUUUUAUCAUUGUAUGCUAUCAUAUUGAUAGACAAACAGGGUGCUGUUCAACAUGAAUUAAAGAAACCUGAUAGUUGCCUUUACGCUGCUGUAUCUCAAUGGAAUACAAUCCUGAUAGCCAAGGUGAAGCAUAUUGAAGGUUUGAUGAGCAUUGACGAGUAUACAAAUGAACUAAGGCACAUUCGAAACCUUGUUAAUAAUUACAAGUUUAAGAAGCAUAGGAUACAUUGGUGUAACCUCCAGCAGUACCGAUCAGGAGAGAUCGCUUUCUGCACUCGGGAUAGACUCUAUAUAUUCCGCUUAAAAUAAUUGAUGACAUGAUAUCAUAAUUGUUAUCGCAGAAGAUGGGGGGGGGUGAUACCCACUAAGUGGCCAUUUUCUGCUAGAGUAGGCUGCUAUAAUGUUGAAAUACAUAAAACAAUCGUUGGAUCAUUUCUUUCUCUUUUUUUACCCAUAAAAAGCAUUUCGCUGCUUACAUCUUUUUUAUUUCCAGCUUUGCAUUUAUCAAGCAUCAUUUUUAUCAUGUUUAUCCUCUGUGUGGGGAAAUUCUAGUACUUGCAUAUCAGACAAAGUGUUGUUAAAUAUUUUAUGACAAACCAUAUGAUUCUCUAUUCAUAUUCAUGACUGUAUAUAAUAUUUGACUAGUAAUGCCAACAUUGGUGGUGAGAUCUUCAUCAUGCGCGUAUACUUGUAUGUUUUCAUAAAUUGAAAGAUAUCUAUGCUGUGAAUCAAUACAUUAUUAUAACGUGUGAAUAUAUAAAUAUUAUCUUCAUGGAGAUGGUCUGAUCAUCACUCUUCGAUAUUUUUCGGAGUGUGAAACAUUUAAAAAAAACUUAUUUUAUUUAUGAAAAUUGCACGAUAAAUGCAUAAAACAGCAUAUAGUCAUUGAAUCUCAAUUUCUAUUUUCAGCUUUCCACUUAAUAUCAAGCAUCAUCUUUAUCAUGUGUAUCCUAUGUGAGAGAAUUUCUCGUGCUUAAAAUAUAAGACAUAAUGUUAAAUAUACAUAUUGUAACAGUAUCCUGUUUAUGUGAUUUGUUCAACUGAUAACCUAUAAUGUUUAUUCAGUUAGAGGGCGCACUCUUGCUAAGUAAUAAAGUACCCCUUUCUGCCUCUGAUGUUCGAGUCAAGUAAAACCAUUUAACAACCCAAUCACAACUUGAAACACAUAUUUUAUGGGAAACCAAAUGUUUCUCUCUUCAUACAUGUCAUGUAUAUAAUAUUUGUCUAGCAAUGACUAUCGUGGCAAUGUGAUAUUUACCAUUGAUAUUAAUGAGUGUAUGCUAUACUGUUUAUGAUUUUAUGCAUAAAUUGUAAUAUGUCGUUAUUCUAUGCUAUUAUUCUAUCUAGACAUGAUUACACUGUGUAAAUAUAUAAAUAUCAUCUUCAUGGAAUUGGUCUGAUUCCUGCUCUUUAAUAUUUUUUUGAAGUGCUUCAAUUUCAAAAUGCAAUUAUAUAUGAUAACUUGAA
This is a messenger RNA of Lytechinus variegatus (green sea urchin), 3241 nucleotides long. Its product is annotated as E3 ubiquitin-protein ligase TRIM31-like. Gene Ontology annotation, molecular function: zinc ion binding; ubiquitin-protein transferase activity. Gene Ontology annotation, cellular component: chromatin; nucleoplasm. The record is from RefSeq and is a predicted model, not a curated record. NCBI's taxonomy places the organism in Eukaryota, Metazoa, Echinodermata, Echinoidea, Temnopleuroida, Toxopneustidae. The coding region runs from base 179 to 2083 and encodes 634 amino acids. The transcript has 2 exons. Gene Ontology annotation, biological process: positive regulation of DNA-templated transcription.